This is a messenger RNA of Plenodomus lingam JN3, 1944 nucleotides long. RefSeq lists its product as uncharacterized. The record is from RefSeq and is a predicted model, not a curated record. Gene Ontology annotation, cellular component: nucleus. NCBI's taxonomy places the organism in Eukaryota, Fungi, Ascomycota, Dothideomycetes, Pleosporales, Leptosphaeriaceae.
AUGGCAACAUCGAGCAGCAAGAAGAUGAACAACCUCCGCAAAUUGUUGUCGUCGAAACCAGACAAGACCGUUUUACGGACAUACCUUAAUAACGACAGCGCCAACCUCCUCGAUGAUGCAGUUGUCGUCAACGUACACCGUGCCUGGACAAUCCAUGCACCCUACAGCCUCACAGAUCUCGGCAUCACCACCUACAGCCGCAAGAACGGUAGCCACAGCUCCGCAACCUCGCCCGGUCCUCAAGCCGAGAACAUCCUCAACAGAAUCUGGUCGCUGCAUCUCCGGAUUCGCAGCCAUGCCCAUCUACCCACCACCAAUGGCCAUGCCCAAGCCUUCCACUUCGGUACCACGGUUUACGUGACGAAAGAGGAGGCCCUCGACCUACUCCACCAAAUCUGGCAUCAGCCCUCGGGUGAAGCAGACGGCCUGAGGCCCAUCAUCUACAUGUAUUUCGGCAACAACGACGGCCUGGGCAAGAUGAGGAAAGCGCAAUUCGACUUUGAUCCGUCGAGCUUGCCGACUACGAUUGCGACGCUGGAUGCCCAGAUCAUCCCGGCACAAGCACACAUCACGCGGCACAGUGAUGCUGCGCUGGAAUAUCUGAUGCUACAAUUCAAAAUCAAGACGUUUCAUGUGGAGAAUGCGGGAAACGCUGCCAUGUAUGCCACGGUUGUUGCUAUCCUUGCCUCCCUGCGCCAGGAGCUGUAUGCGUCGGCGCAGAAUCCGCGAGCGCAAGUCGGGCAGAAAGGGAUGUCGAGCUCCAAGUCGGCGUCGAGGGUGAUGCAGGGGUUGAUGGAGGGCCCGACGCCGCCGCCGCCGUUUGGCGUGACGAGGUAUUGCUGGCGAUGUGGAAGCGGGAUGCAUGAGUAUGUCGAGUGUUCGGCGUAUGAUUUGGCUUGUGGAAAGUGUGAGAAAUCGGUGCUGGCUUGGAGGCGAGAGAAUGCGGGAUCGCAUUCUCAUGGAUCUUACCUACACAUCCUCCUCCUCUUGCUUGAUCCUGACAACGACUUUCCCCUUCGCCCGUCCCGUCUUCAGCCUCUCAAAAGCCUUCGGCACAUCCUCCCACUCAAACAACGUAUCCGUCACACCCUUCACUUUGCCUUCUGCCAUCCACCCCGCAAGAACCUCCAUAUGCUGCUGAUUCGGACUCGCAAACAGCAUCUGGAAGCUAUUCCGGCCACCCCCAAGCACCCUCGGCAGCACCAUACUACUCGUAAUCUGCCUCAUGCCCCCCAGACUAAGAUCCGCACCGACCUGGACAAAUUUCUCCCCAGGAAUAAGGAACUUGUCAGACGCUUUAUACAAGCCCGGCGGCGUACCGACAUUGUCCACCACGAGUUUGAACACGGCACCCUUGGCACACAGCGCGUUUACCACAUCCACACUCGUGUAAUCCAGGACUUCAUCUGCACCCAGACCCCUCACAAACUCCAUGUUCCCCGUCGAACAAGUCGCCGUAACAUGACAACCCAAAGCCUUUGCAAUCUGCACCCCCACGGCCCCCGUACCCCCACUACCCCCAUUGAUAAACACCUUGUCCCCCGCCCCGGCAUCGACAUUAGGAACAAUUGCCUGAUACUCUGUCAACCCAGCAAUCCCCAUCCCAGCCACACUCUGCAUAUUCACGCCUGCAGGUACCUUGGCAAGCAUAUGUCGCGGCACAGCAACAUACUGAGCCAGACUGCCCGCUGCAAAGGACCCGACUUUUGCACCGAAGACGGCGUCGCCGGGGGCGAGGUCGGUUACGGAUGCGCCGAUGGCUACGACGGUGCCGCUGAAGUCUGCGCAGGGGAUGAGGUUGGUGCCGAGGAGGCGGAGGGGGAGGGGGCCUUCUGGGACUUUGUAGUCUACGGGGUUGAGGGCGGCGAAGUGAGUUUUUAUGAGGACGGAGGUGGGCGGGAUGGUGGGAGUGGGGUGGGAGGGGUUGAGGUGGAGGUUUGCUGA